AUGCUCACAUCUCCCAAGUACUACUCACCCGGUGAUCCGCUCCUCUUAAGACAAGGCGGAGAGAAGGGAGAUAUCGGCGAAUUAGAUACACUGCGCCACAACGUAUCCCAGAGCUCAUUUGCAGAGCUACUUAAGUAUGCUCCAAAUGCGCCCCCGCAGGCAGGAAGGGUGGACUAUGACGGAAUUAUGGCCAGCGUUUUGCCACCAAGAGGACUCUCUACAAAAGAAGAGCUUGCAGACAUGCCCAGGGAAAAGGCCGCUGACAAGGUUAUUCCGACUUAUGAGCAGCCACCCAAGCGGCCACAAAGAAAUUUACAACACGGAGAUCCUCGGUUUAUCGGAAAGAUCAACCAACUUGAAGUGCAGAGAAAUUACGCCUUCAUUGGUGAGCUUAGGCGCGAAGAAUUGAAGGAAUGCGAUGCGCAGUACCGUGCACUUUCUGAGGAUACGCCGGAAGAGAAAAGAGAGGCACUCCGUAUGAAACUCCUCAAGCUCAAGAGGCAGGUAGGUGAGAUGGAGAGGCGUAAAGCAGAGGAAGACAUACGCGAGAAGCUGGUUAAAGCAGAGCUUCGUGCAAUCGUACAAGGAAAAAGACCUGAUUUCAUAAAGGACAGAGAUAUCAAAAGGCUCACAUCGGAAAGCCUAUACUGUGCCAGCGCUGGUACACGUAAGGGCGAUAGAAGGCUGCAAAAGGCACGGAGGAGGCAACGCUUGUUGACCUUGUAA
This is a messenger RNA of Giardia duodenalis, 726 nucleotides long. RefSeq lists its product as uncharacterized. Gene Ontology annotation, biological process: maturation of SSU-rRNA from tricistronic rRNA transcript (SSU-rRNA, 5.8S rRNA, LSU-rRNA). Gene Ontology annotation, cellular component: nucleolus; 90S preribosome. The record is from RefSeq and is a predicted model, not a curated record. NCBI's taxonomy places the organism in Eukaryota, Fornicata, Diplomonadida, Hexamitidae. The transcript has a single exon. The coding region runs from base 1 to 726 and encodes 241 amino acids.